CCUUCCCUUUAAUGGCCCGACGCCUUGGUUACAAAUUCAGGCAGGGUUUAUGCUGGCAGUUUACAAACAGACACAAACAUCAACGACUGUUAUUACUGACAGAGCUAUGGCUUUUUAAACAUGGCCUCCAGCAUGGGGACUCCCAGGCAGCGCCUGGUCAUGUGCAGGACAGCUGAAAGCGACAUGUUCGAGGCGGUUCUAGCCGGGGACCUGUUCUUUCUCCAGUACACUUUGAAGAAGGUCACAUCCAUCACAGUGAUGGACAAACAAGGCUACACGGUGCUGCACCUGGCUGCGAUGCAAGCCUCGCUGGACUGCAUGAAGCUCCUCGUGGAGCAGCAGCACAUGGACGUGAACAUUCUCAGUGCCGCAGGGAGUAGACCCAUCCACCUGGUUAUCAGCAAGAACAACGGGGUCCGCGCUUUCAACUGCCUGAAGUACCUUAUCCAGCAUGGAGCCUGGGUCAAUGUUGAGAACCAAGAGCGUGAGACGCCCCUACACAAGGCUGCCUGCGAGGGGAUGCUGGACUGUAUCACCCUGCUGGUGGAGUCAGGGGCCGACCCCAGAGCCCAGGACUGCCGAGGGAACACACCCCUCCAGAACACCAAGCUCUGGGGGCACCAGGCCUGUGGAAGGUAUUUGAAGGAUGUCAUGUGGAAGAAAGACAAGGCGGAACAGGCUCAAGAGCUCAACACCCUCAACCACCUCAAAUGCAAGAUUCUGAAAAGUGAAAUAGACAAGGCAGAGGAAUACACAAAGAAAAAAGAACAAGUCAACCAGUUGAAGUUUGAGAGCUGGAUCGACCAGAAGGGCUUUUCAGACAAGUUGAAAACCAUCAGGGUCCCUGGGAACAGAACCCUCCCUGGUCCCUGCUCCCUCACUAAAGGGUCGAAGGGCACAAUUCCCACUGAAAUGCUGCCUGGGAGUUUUGCUGGAAAGGAGUCCUGGAAGAAAAUUACCAGCAUGAAGCAGCCCAAAGCAGAUAAAAAGGCAAAACAGAUGGGACAUCCAGCGGAAAAAGCACAGCAGGUAGAACCGGUCACAGCAGGGAAUGUGCCCUUCAUGGCCCCCAAAGAGCCCUGGAACCUCAGCACCAAUCCCGCCAGCCCCCUUGUCACAGAGAUCAGCCGUCCCUCUGGGGUCAGACUGGGCACACACCCUGAGAGUCUGGAACAGCGUGACUUCAGGGAGUUCCUGUGCCUCUCGCAGGGGAGGGAUGGCCACGUGCAGAUCCAAACACUCCGAGGAGACAAGGUCUUGCCUGCGCCCAGACUGCCCCUGGAGGUGCUGAAGAAGAGCCUCUUCCCUGGAGACCACCUCGGCAGGAUCCAGAUCCCACAGGAUUUCCACUCCAGACACAUCCUUGACCUCCAGAGGAGACGUCGCCCCAGCCAAGAGCAGGAGGUCUGGUCAGAGAUGGCAAUGCAUCUCUCUGAAACGCUGGAGCCUGGACGGUACUAGACCUUUGCAGACCCCCGCAUCCCUCCAUCCAUCCACUACAGUUCUGGCUUCUCCUGACGCUGUUUGUACACAGCAAGGUGGUAUUCUAUGCAGUAAAAACCUCUAUAAUCCGAAGUAUGAAAUUGUUUUGUGAAGACAUUUAGCCCCUUUACCUGCAGAUAGAACGCAUACAGUGCUGCGCUGUUCUGUAAACAGCACCUAUUGAGGGCUGUGAAAAUAGGGCAGAUUACCAAGGGGCUGUUUAGAUAACGGGUUCAUAUAACAAAGAUUUUACUGUAGGUGAUCAUUCUAAUUUUAAUAAUUCUAAUUACGCAUGAUACAAACAGGACUUCAGUUCCUCUUCACAUGAGCAUUUUAAAGGCAUUGCAGAUGGGUGCUACUCAGCCAGUCAUGUUACAAAAACCAACUGUACCAGCAAGACCCCAAACACCUGCUGAGAUGCUCGGCUUCCAUUCCUGUUUGCUGAGGCACAGCGUCAAUGCUUUCUAUGUUCAGAAUAACUAACCUCAUCAAUUUUAAUAAAAACACAGACUUGCAAUGAAAACUCUAAUCGCAUUUUUUUUUUUUUUUUUAAAUCACAAGUCCUUGACAAACUGAAGUCAAAAUUCACCUAUAGUACACUUGCACCAUCAUAUAGUGAAACUUGGAUGUAUGGAAUAUCGUUGAAUGUGCAAUAGAAUACACAGAACAAAAUUGGUCAGGUGUGUGAAGAAAUUUACUUGGUCAUAAAAGAUUAUUAUUAAAAUGAAACUCCUUUUUUCUUGUUUGUCAUUUGCCUUUUUGGGGUCUCUAUUCAAAAUCAUUUUUGUACUAACAUAAAAUAAAACGUGCUUACUAUGUGUGUGUGCAUUAGUUUGUAAUUUACAUGCUAGACUGAGGCUCCCGUCUCUUCGGGGGUGUACAGGUACAUAAUCAGUGUUGCUCGUUCAUUUGUUUACUAUGUGUUUGUUUUUUUUAGUAGGGGAAGAAAAAAAUACCUUAAUGUUUCUUUAUUGAUAGCUGCGUUUAUUCAAGGGUGGCCUCUAUUAUGAAGCUGAUGUGACUAUGGCGUCAAUACGAGGGCGGUGCCAAAUUGAAGU
Messenger RNA from Polyodon spathula (Mississippi paddlefish), 2540 nucleotides. It is a transcript of the gene ankrd53, whose product is annotated as ankyrin repeat domain 53. The record is from RefSeq and is a predicted model, not a curated record. Bases 121 to 1461 code for a protein of 446 amino acids. The transcript is spliced from 6 exons. Gene Ontology annotation, molecular function: protein binding. Gene Ontology annotation, biological process: regulation of mitotic cytokinesis; regulation of mitotic spindle organization; positive regulation of microtubule polymerization. Gene Ontology annotation, cellular component: spindle pole. NCBI's taxonomy places the organism in Eukaryota, Metazoa, Chordata, Actinopteri, Acipenseriformes, Polyodontidae.